Messenger RNA from Bufo bufo (common toad), 2875 nucleotides. RefSeq names its product FCH and double SH3 domains 1 (gene FCHSD1). Bases 85 to 1860 code for a protein of 591 amino acids. Gene Ontology annotation, cellular component: recycling endosome; neuromuscular junction. The transcript has 17 exons. Gene Ontology annotation, molecular function: protein binding. Lineage: Eukaryota; Metazoa; Chordata; Amphibia; Anura; Bufonidae. Gene Ontology annotation, biological process: neuromuscular synaptic transmission; regulation of actin filament polymerization. The record is from RefSeq and is a predicted model, not a curated record.
GCGGGGAGCUGGCGGAGGUGAGCUGAGUUCCGGGCUUCUGCUACCUUGUCCUGUCAACACCGGAGAGCUGGAGCAGCCGUCAGCAUGCAGCCUCCUCCUAGGAAAGUGAAAGUAACACAGGAGGUGAAGGUUCGAUUUGUGGAGCAGCUGUCAUGUCUGCAGAACAAGCAGCAGCAAGACACUGAACUCCUGGAAGACAUCAGAUCCUUCUGCAAGCAGCGUGCCGCUAUAGAAAAGGAGUAUGGUCAGGUGAGACGGAGUGACUUGUGUAAUCAUUUUGGAGGUAUUACAGACAUGGAGGCUUUACAGAGGUUGGCAAGUCAAUAUCUUAAGAGAGAUUGGCAUCGGGGAAAGAAUGAAACCAGUGAAUGCAGGAGCGUGUUUUCAGUGUGGAAGUCUAUGAUGGAAGGAACAGCAUUUAUAGGACAAACCCGAGUCACAGCUGCAGAGAAUUACAGAAAUUUGACAACGGAAACUGCAAAAACAGCCAGAAAUGCAAAGGAACAGCUCUUGAAAAAGAGCAUAGAGCAGCUCCUGAAAGUUCAGAAUGAAUUACUGGACACUGUGAAAGAAGUCAGCAAAACCAAGAAGCGUUACGUCCACAUGGAACGUGUCAGUGAAGUGGCAAAAGAGAAGGCUGCUGAUGCUGAAGCCAGGUUAAAGAAGAGCGACCAUGGAAUAUUUCACUCUAAAGCAAGUCUGCAGAAGCUCAGUGCCAAGUUUUCAGCACAGUUGUCGGACUGCACACAGCAGUUGGCAGAGGCACGGAAUGAAUACCUUUUUGCCUUGACUGCUGCAAACGCCCAUCUCGAUCUUUACUACCAGUCUCACCUGCCAGACAUCAUGAAGGUAUUGGAUGGGGAUCUUUAUGAGCGCUUGCGAGAUUAUCUUUCGCUGAUCAAUAAGACUGAACUCAGUACCUGCAGAUCCACUCAAGAACGGUUCCGUGACACCCUGGAGGCAUCUCUUCAGGUUUCCCGGCAGCAGAACUUACAACUGUUCCUGAAAGAUACCAGUGUUUUUUCCCAAACACCCAUUCAGAAAUUCCAGCCCGCAGGGGCGGACAAGACCCGUAAGUUAGUGACACUUGUUAAAGUGCCAGAUGAAAUGAAUGUCUUGGAUAAGGAGGCACGUAGAUGGACAAGUAGAUCUGCACGAGAUUACAAGCUGAAGACACAUGCGGAAAGGGUCCUUCAAAGAUUAGAAGACAGGCGGAAGAAUGCUUCGGAAGAGGAGGUCCUCAGUAUACUCCAGAAAAUAGAGGAAGUAAAAGAAAAUGUGCGGAAAGCUGAGGUCAGUAAGGUAAAAGCUGAUGCCCGUGUGGAGCUGCUACGCCAUGUUGGGGUAGAUGUGGACACCUGGUUGUCUGGCGCAAUGACACAAGCUAAUGAAGAACUAGAACAAGAGAGACGUCUGAGUGAGGCCCGGAUGUCUAAUGGAGAGAUGUCUCCCUCUAUGGAAGACUUUGAUUUCUCAGAGUUUGAGGAUAUGGAUGAUGAUGGUGAAAUAUUUGAAGAAUCCCCUCUUAACCUGAGUGGCAACCGUUCAUAUCCAACGCCAUGUCAUGUGCUGCAUAACUACACGGCUGCUCUGGGAGAUGAACUGACCAUCACUCAAGGCGAAAGACUGGAGGUCAUUGAGGAUGGAGAUGUGGAGGAGUGGGUAAAGGCUCGGAACAAAAAUGGACAAGUGGGUUAUGUCCCAGAAAAGUAUAUUACUUACAUGAACCAGAGGGUUGUAGAAUCUUUGAGGGCUGGUCACAUCGAAGGACUUUCUGGAGCACAGUGCCUCUCUGGGAUUCUGGAGCUGGAACGUUCUGAUGCUACAGUUCUGCAGAUGUUUGGGAUCAGCUUGCUAUGAUGGAAAGCUAGAUCCAGCAAACUUGUCUUUCCUCACCUCCUGCAAGAACAUAGUCUGGGAGAAGGAUCCAAGGUGGCCAGAUGUUGUACAAAGCAAGAACUACCCCCUAUGGAAGUCUAAGGGGAUUGAUUCAAUUGGCCAGCUGUACCAGGGUCAAACUCUUCUAGAGUUUGCCUCUCUCCACAGGUCCUUUUCUAUUCCCAACUCUACCUUUUACCAAUACCUGCAGAUACAACACUAUCUGAACACAAUGUGUCUCAUCAACACUGCAAGCCCCUCUUUCCCGCUCCACCUCUUAUUCUCUGACAAAGGUCUAAACCUUGAAGGACUCUCCAUAAUCUACUCUGAACUCCUGUACCCUAUGCAGGGAUCAAAAGAUCCAUACAUGCUCAAAUGGGAAGAGGAAUUAAACAAAUCCUUCCCUCUGGAACAAUGGAAAUCUGCCUUAUAUUGGUCAAUUAAAUGCUCUCACUGCAUUAACCAUGCUGAACAGAGUAGAAAGAUUCAAUUACGUUGGUAUUUGACACCGGACAGACUGUCCCACAUAGUCCCGAACUACUCUUCCCUCUGUUGGCACAAGUGUGGUUCAAGGGGCUCCCCCUCUCAUAUGUGGUGGUUCUGGACGCCCACACUCCCUUGUCUCCAGAGCUGGCGAUUCUGAGCAUUUGUCUAGAUGGCAUUCAACUAUCCUUCCGAUGGUUAUUGUCACAUAUCCUCACGGCCACACGCAAGGUAAUAGCGAGACAUUCAAAACAAUCUGUCACCCAAAUGGUAAACUUACGUAUGAUGUAUGAGCUGGUUUUUGACCCUCCUUACAAUCCAGGAUAAGAGCACACAACCAAUGGCUGAUGUGGCUUUCUAGAGCCCACACCACUCCGCUGCCGACCGCCUUACUACAAAAGAAUGUUGAAGGGCUUAUUAGCCCGGGUGGAGGCCCUCUUUACAGAUCACUCUGUGGAGGCUGCUCUUAAAACUGUCUAUGCAAAGUAUUCCAGUUUCAUGUCUUAUACUGUAU